This is a messenger RNA of Solenopsis invicta (red fire ant), 4630 nucleotides long. It is a transcript of the gene pic, whose product is annotated as DNA damage-binding protein 1. Gene Ontology annotation, cellular component: site of double-strand break; nucleus. Gene Ontology annotation, biological process: proteasome-mediated ubiquitin-dependent protein catabolic process; DNA repair. The transcript has 5 exons. The record is from RefSeq and is a predicted model, not a curated record. The coding region runs from base 618 to 4040 and encodes 1140 amino acids. Lineage: Eukaryota; Metazoa; Arthropoda; Insecta; Hymenoptera; Formicidae. Gene Ontology annotation, molecular function: nucleic acid binding; protein binding.
UAGACUUUUAAACUACACUUUGUUGGGUCGCUCUUAGGUUCUUCCUUGGUAUGCUAUUUCAUCAAUUUCAUAUAAUAGACAAAUGCGAUUGAUUAAUUCCAAUGAACUAAUCAGUUGAUAAGGCUAAUCAGAAUUUCGUUGAAAUGGCCCAAAGUUUCUUUCACCAAUCUUCGUUUAGCUAACUGGUUAGUCCAUUGGACCAAUCACAUUUGUCAUUUCACAUAACAGGCAAUACGUUUGAUCAAUUGCAAAAUGGACUAGGAAUGGACGAUACAAUAGAGAAAAUCGAUUUUUCCACUGCAUCGUUAAUUUCUCCUAAAUGCGAAAAAAAGCGCCGUCUAAUCAGAUGGAUAAUACAGCAGAAAAAUCGAUUUUCUCUACUGUAUAGCUUAGAGACUCUAUACUCUAGUAUAGCCCAUCUCCUUACAAUGGACUAAUCGGUUGAUCAUCUAAACGAAGAUUGGUGAAAGAGGCCCUUAGCUAUUGUAAACGAGCCUUAUGUCUGAAGUGUGACCAACUUUAUGGCGCGAUAAAUUGAAAAACACGGAGUAGUCGAGCACUCAGAGCCAAAAUUCGUGAUUAUUGAAGAGUGUUUAUCAGGUGCCAGGCAAUAUAUUAUGAAAGCAAUGACCCAUCAUUACGUGGUGACGGCACAUAAACCAACGGCUGUCACCGCCUGCGUGACUGGUAAUUUUACUUCACCUACGGAUUUGAAUCUGAUAUUGGCCAAAAAUGUACGUUUGGAGAUAUAUCUCGUGACACCAGAAGGUCUGCGGCCUCUGAAAGAAGUCGGGAUCUACGGCAAAAUAGCUAUUAUAAAAUUUUUCAGACCGCCGCAUGAAAAGAAGGAUCUCCUGUUUCUAUUAACAACACGUUACAAUGCCAUGAUUUUGGAAUGUAUUGGUGAAGGAGAAGAUAUAGAAAUUAUAACAAAAGCCCAUGGGAACGUUGCAGAUCGUAUUGGAAAAGCUUCAGAGACAGGGAUUAAAGCUGUUAUUGAUCCAAAAGCACGAGUAAUCGGUCUUAGGUUGUAUGAUGGUCUCUUUAAAAUUAUACCCUUGGACAAAGAUAAUCCAGAAUUGAAAGCGUCUUCAAUCCGCAUGGAUGAGCAGCAAGUGCAGGAUGUCAAUUUUCUUCAUGGAUGUGCUAAUCCCACCUUAAUUCUUAUUCAUCAAGAUAUUAAUGGAAGACAUGUAAAAACACACGAGAUUAACUUGAGAGACAAAGAAUUUUCUAAGAUACCAUGGAGACAAGAUAAUGUAGAACGAGAGGCUAUGAUGGUUAUUCCUGUACCUUCUCCCAUGUGCGGUGCAAUCAUAAUAGGACAGGAGAGUAUUUUGUAUCACGAUGGUAAUUCGUACGUUGCGGUGGUGCCGCCAAUUAUAAAACAAAGCACUAUUACUUGCUACGCUAAAGUAGAUAAUCAAGGAUUAAGGUAUUUAUUGGGAGAUAUGGCUGGCCAUUUAUUCAUGCUAUUUUUAGAACAAGAAAAGAAGCCCGAUGGAACGCUAAGCGUAAAAGACUUGAAAGUCGAGUUGUUAGGCGAGAUUAGUAUACCAGAAUGUAUAACUUAUUUGGACAAUGGCGUAAUAUAUGUCGGUAGUCGCCUAGGUGAUUCCCAAUUGAUUAAAUUAAUUACAAAGGCAGAUGAGAAUGGUUCCUAUUGUGUACCUAUGGAAACGUUCACUAAUCUAGCGCCUAUUGUCGACAUGGCUGUUGUAGAUCUAGAAAGACAGGGCCAAGGGCAAAUGGUCACGUGUUCGGGUGCCUUCAAAGAAGGUUCCCUCAGGAUCAUUAGAAACGGCAUAGGUAUACAAGAACAUGCGAGUAUCGAUCUACCUGGGAUUAAAGGCAUGUGGGCUUUGAAGGUCGGCGGAUCGCAUUUCGACAAUACACUGGUAUUGUCGUUCGUCGGACAAACUAGGAUCCUAACUUUGAACGGCGAAGAAGUCGAGGAAACAGAUAUUCCGGGUUUUGUUGCGGACGAACAAACGUUCCAUACAGGUAAUGUCACCAAUGAUUUAUUCAUCCAAAUAACUCCAACCUCUGUUCGAUUGAUCUCGUACGAAAGCAAAAUGGUCAUCUCUGAAUGGGAGCCACAAAAUAAGAGAACCAUCAGCGUAGUAGCCUGUAAUGGCACCCAAGUCCUUUGCGCAACGGGAAAUGAUCUGUUUUACAUAGAGAUCUCAUGUAAUCAGAUUGUAUCCAAAGGAUUCGUUACUCUGCAACACGAAGUGGCAUGUCUGGACAUUUCCCCCCUGGAUGGCAACGAGGCCAAGAUCGUCGCCGUUGGGCUUUGGACGGACAUAUCUGUUCGUAUCUUAAUUCUGCCCAAUCUAGAGGAAAUCAAUAAAGAACUUCUUGGGGGCGAGAUUAUACCGAGGUCCAUCUUAAUGACCUGCUUCGAGGGUAACACAUACUUACUUUGCGCAUUAGGCGACGGUAGCAUGUACUAUUUUAUUCUACAUAAGCAGACUGGUAUACUCUCAGACAAAAAGAAGGUCACCUUAGGCACACAGCCUACUGUUCUCAGGACUUUCCGAUCACUCUCCACGACAAAUGUGUUUGCGUGCUCGGAUAGACCAACUGUCAUUUAUUCUUCGAAUCACAAGCUCGUUUUCAGCAAUGUCAAUUUGAAAGAGGUGAAUCACAUGUGCUCUCUGAACGCGGAAUCUUACCCCGACAGUCUGGCACUGGCGACCGACAGCACCGUUACUAUCGGGACGAUUGACGAGAUUCAGAAGCUUCACAUAAGAACGGUUCCGCUUGGCGAGUCUCCAAGAAGAAUCGCUUAUCAGGAGAGUUCGCAGACUUUUGGUGUUAUCACAAUGCGCGUCGACGUACAAGAAAGCAGCGGGGUGAGCAUUGUUAGGCAUUCCGCAUCUACCCAGGCGACGUCCACAUCCAGCAGCAGUCACAUCGCCUCGCACAACAAACCUAGUGGACACACGGCCAGUGAGAUUGGCCAAGAGAUUGAGGUUCACAAUCUUCUCAUCAUCGAUCAACACACGUUCGAGGUUCUACAUGCACAUACUCUGAUGGCUACCGAGUACGCGUUAUCGUUGAUCUCAACAAGACUGGGCGAGGAUCCGACUUCUUACUUCGUAGUCGGGACCGCGUUUAUAAAUCCCGAUGAGACUGAGCCCAAGAUGGGCAGGAUCUUGUUAUACCACUGGAGCGAGGGCAAGUUCACGCAGGUCGCGGAAAAGGAGAUCAAGGGUUCGUGUUAUUCUCUGGUCGAAUUUAAUGGAAAGCUCCUAGCGAGCAUCAAUAGUACCGUGCGACUGUUCGAAUGGACUGCGGAAAAGGAGCUCAGAUUGGAGUGCAGUCACUUUAAUAACAUUAUAGCGCUGUAUUUAAAGACUAAAGGCGAUUUUGUCCUAGUGGGAGAUCUAAUGAGAUCCCUUACGUUGCUUCAAUAUAAGACAAUGGAAGGCAGCUUUGAGGAAAUAGCUAGGGAUUACAAUCCCAAUUGGAUGACUUCUAUCGAGAUAUUAGACGACGAUACUUUUCUGGGUGCUGAAAAUUGCUUCAAUCUCUUCGUAUGUCAAAAGGACAGCGCUGCAACAUCCGAAGAUGAGAGGCAACAAAUGCAGGAGGUAGGCCAAUUUCAUUUGGGCGACAUGGUCAAUGUUUUCCGGCAUGGUUCGUUGGUGAUGCAGAAUCUAGGAGAAUCAAGCACGCCGACUUUGGGCUGCGUAUUAUUCGGCACUGUAAGCGGCGCGAUCGGUCUGGUGACGCAAAUACCAUAUUCAUUUUACGAAUUUCUGCAUAAUAUGGAGGAAAAAUUAAACAACGUGAUAAAGAGCGUGGGCAAAAUAGAACACAACUUCUGGCGAAGUUUCAAUACAGAUUUGAAGAUUGAGCAGUGCGAGGGAUUCAUAGAUGGUGAUCUGAUAGAAAGUUUCCUCGAUUUGAACCACGAAAAAAUGACAGAAGUUGCAACGGGACUUCAAAUCGACGACGGCAGCGGUAUGAAGAAGGAAGCGACGGUAGACGAUCUUGUAAAAAUAGUGGAGGAUCUUACAAGGAUACAUUAAAUGUUAUAUAAGUAAACAAUAUUUUAAAUUCACGAAAUGUUUCUGUAAGGAUAUUAGAAGUUAUAUAUAUAUAUAUACAUAUACAUACAUAUAUAUAUAUAUAUAUAUAUAUAUAUAUAUAUAUGUAUAUGUAUAUAUACAUAUAUAUACAUACGUAUAUAUACAUAUGUAUAUAUACAUAUAUAUACAUACAUACAUACAUAUGUAUAUAUGUAUACAUAUAUGUAUAUGUAUGUAUAUAAAAUAUUCUUAAGCGAUGAUUUAGUGAAAGCGCGAAUGUUUAUACAAUUAUUUUAUUGUUACUGCUGAUAUAUGCACAAAAAGACGCAAAUUUUCCCUUACUUUUCGACUGCUUUCUUCUAUCUACAAAAUUGUUUCUUUAACAUUUGUAAGUAUUGUGUGAAGAUUCAUAUCAAUGUUCAGUUGUGCGUUAGCAUCCGUCGCAGUAUUUUUUUAGACUCGAUCGUAGAAGUAAUAUACAAUAAUAUUCGUUAAUGAAUUAUUUUCAAGGAUGCUCGAGGAUUUGUAGAAUAAUGUCUUUGUAUCUUUGUAAGUUCGAGUGUGUAAAUAAAAAGGAUGAUACAUUUUAA